AUGGUCUAUGGUAAGAAAAACACCAACAAAAAAAAGAAACCCCUCCCUCUGAAGUUGGUCCAGAACUGUGUGAAGAUAACAUUGGAUGGGAAAAGUAGGCUGGAUCUCAGCUUGAAAGGCAUACUUACAGUUCCAAAGAGCAUUCAGAAACUUUCUGACUUGGAUGAAGUGGACUUGAGCCGGAACCUGAUCAGAAUGAUUCCGGAUUUCAUUGAAGAUUUCAUCAAAAUCACUGUGUUGGAUCUGCACAGCAACUAUUUGGAGGAGCUUCCUCACACUAUUGGGGGUCUCCAGGCCCUGGAGGUUUUAAACCUGUGUAAUAACCGUCUGGAAAGCCUCCCUGAUGAGCUGGGCCUGCUGAAGAACCUCCACAGCCUGAACCUGGGACUCAACCUGCUCAAAACACUGCCCGCCUCCAUUGGUGCCCUGAAGGAGCUUCGGUUCCUUGGUCUUUCUGACAACGGAUUCACAAGUGUUCCCAGCUGCCUUGGCAGACUCCUCAAACUGGAGAGGGUCAACCUGGAUGGGAACCCUGUCAUGACCCAGCAAAUACACAGACAGACAACAGUCAGGACCACAGACACUUUUCAUCUGGUCAGAGAAAACGACCUGUGUGAGGAAUGUUUGCUCAAGUACCAAACUGAGAUGAAGAAGAUUCAAACUGUAGAGGAGCUUGAAAUCUAA
Nematolebias whitei (Rio pearlfish) is the source of this 684-nucleotide messenger RNA. RefSeq names its product leucine-rich repeat-containing protein 18-like. Bases 1 to 684 code for a protein of 227 amino acids. The transcript is spliced from 2 exons. The record is from RefSeq and is a predicted model, not a curated record. Lineage: Eukaryota; Metazoa; Chordata; Actinopteri; Cyprinodontiformes; Rivulidae. Gene Ontology annotation, molecular function: protein binding.